This is a messenger RNA of Mesitornis unicolor (brown roatelo), 1664 nucleotides long. It is a transcript of the gene USP33, whose product is annotated as ubiquitin specific peptidase 33. Lineage: Eukaryota; Metazoa; Chordata; Aves; Mesitornithiformes; Mesitornithidae. Gene Ontology annotation, biological process: protein deubiquitination. The transcript has 12 exons. Gene Ontology annotation, molecular function: cysteine-type deubiquitinase activity. The annotation marks the transcript as partial. The record is from RefSeq and is a predicted model, not a curated record.
AGGCCUGGUUCUGUUGUUCCUACUGGCUUAUUUCAAGGAAUUAAAACUGUUAACCCAACGUUUCGAGGCUACUCUCAACAGGACGCACAAGAAUUUUUGCGGUGUCUGAUGGAUUUGCUUCAUGAAGAACUUAAAGAACCAGUCGUAGAACUGGAAGAUGCCCAGCCUAUGGGUGUUGAAGAGAGUAUGGAGGAAGACAAGAGCCAGUCAGAUGUGGGCUUCCAGCCCUGUGACUCCUGUGGUACCUGUGAGAAAACAGAAAACGAUGCUAUUUUCAAACCUGUCCUAGAGGAUCCUGCAGAGACAACCAUGUUAAUUCAGGAUGACGAUAACAACUCGAUCACAUCCAAAGACUGGCAGAAAGAAAAAAUAUCAAAUAACAAGCUUAAACGAGCAAAUUCUGUGGAAGACUUGGAAAAAGACACAAACACUGCUUCAGAGACCACUGAAUUUUUAAAUAAUCAAGGAACUGUCAAAGUACAGAUACACAGCAGAUUCUCAGAGUACAUCAAUGAUGUCCACAUGAAUGAUAUAUCUGCAGCCCAAACCCCAUCAUCAAAUGAAGGGAUGAACUCACGCUUAUCAACCAGUCCUCCAAAAUCGUUCUCAUCCUGCUCUUCGCUGGCACCAGUCCACAAAAAAGUUUCGACUGUAUCGUCGCCAAAAAGAAAGAAGCGCAAGAAGUACAGGAGUGUUAUCUCUGAUAUAUUUGAUGGGACUAUAAUAAGCUCAGUACAGUGCUUGACUUGUGAUCGGCUCUCUGUAACCCUGGAGACCUUUCAGGAUCUGUCCUUGCCUAUUCCAGGUAAGGAAGAUCUUGCUAAACUCCAUUCUGCAAGUCAUCAGACAUCUCUAGUCAAGGCAGGAUCAUGUGGAGAAGCCUAUGCCCCCCAGGGAUGGAUAGCUUUUUUUAUGGAAUAUUUCAAAAGGUUUGUUGUCUCAUGUGUUCCUAGCUGGUUUUGGGGUCCAGUUGUAACCUUACAAGAUUGUCUUGCUGCCUUUUUCGCCAGAGAUGAGCUCAAGGGUGAUAACAUGUACAGCUGCGGAAGGUGUAAAAAGUUAAGAAAUGGAGUGAAAUUCUGCAAAGUGCAAAAAUUUCCUGAGAUAUUGUGCAUUCAUCUCAAAAGAUUUAGACAUGAACUUAUGUUUUCCACAAAAAUUGGGACCCAUGUGUCCUUUCCCUUGGAAGGCCUUGAUCUUCAGCCUUUCCUUGCGAAGGACAGCCCAGCUCAAAUAGUGACUUACGAUCUCCUGUCGGUCAUCUGCCAUCAUGGAACUGCCAGCAGUGGACAUUACAUAGCUUAUUGUCGCAACAAUUUAAAUAAUCUGUGGUAUGAAUUUGAUGACCAGAGUGUCACAGAAGUAUCAGAAUCCACAGUGCAAAAUGCAGAAGCCUAUGUUCUCUUCUACAGAAAGAGCAGUGAAGAAGCACAGAGAGAGAGACGGAGAAUAUCAGGUCUGCUGAAUAUGAUGGAACCAAGCCUUCUGCAGUUCUAUGUUUCCAGACAGUGGUUAAAUAAAUUCAAGACUUUUGCAGAGCCAGGACCAAUUUCAAAUAAUGACUUUCUCUGUAUGCAUGGAGGUGUUCCUCCACACAAAGCUAAUUUUGUAGAGGACCUAGUUGUAAUGCUACCUCAAAAUAUAUGGGAUAAUCUGUAUAGCAG